Molecule: messenger RNA, 2143 nt
Organism: Amborella trichopoda
Lineage: Eukaryota; Viridiplantae; Streptophyta; Magnoliopsida; Amborellales; Amborellaceae
Product: WRKY transcription factor 72A
Biological process (GO): regulation of DNA-templated transcription
Molecular function (GO): sequence-specific DNA binding; DNA-binding transcription factor activity
Source: RefSeq, a predicted model, not a curated record
UAUAAGAGGAGGAUAUAUGGGAGAUAGGAGAAGAGUUGGAAGUUGAAAAGCAAGAAAAAGCUUUGGUUUUUUUUUGAAGUCUCUCUUUCAUUUUUCCACCUUUGAGAGAGAGAGAGGACCUGGUCAUGGAUGUGUUGAAGAGGUCCUUUCAUAGAGGAACAGAGGAUGUUGAGGAUGAGAAAGGUGUGGGGCUUCAUGGCGAUGGAGAUCUUACAGAUUUCAAGGUCUCAUCUAAGAGUGAAAAAAUGGGUAUCGGGCGAAGCGAUUCGAAGCCAACGUCACCAAAUCAGACAGAUUCAAGCAACCAGGAGGACCAGAUCAUAUCUGCGAAAGCCGAGAUGGGAGAAGUGAGAGAAGAAAAUGAGCGAUUAAAGACGAUCUUAGCACAAAUCGCUAAGGAUUAUCAGUCACUGCAAAUGCACUUCUUCGACAUAGUUCACCAAGAACAAAUCAUGAUAAAGCCUGAAUCCGAGGUUUCAAACCACAAAACCGAAGAACCCGAGUUGGUUUCUCUCUCUCUAGGAACUACAAAUUCAUCCACAAUUCACAAAAAGGAAGAAAAAACAAGCAAUUUUGAGAAAGGAAAAGAAGAAGAAGAGGAUCGACAAGUAGAUGAAGGCCUUAGUCUAGGCUUAGACUGUCGAUUCAAUCAACCGCACCGAAAUCCGAUAGAAAUUUCAGCAAAAGUUGAAAUUCCGGAGAGGGAAAGCCCUGAAAAUAUCUCAGAAGAGUCCAAGGAAGAGGAAAUCAACACUGAAGCUUGGCAUCCAAAUACGCUUCUCAAGACUUCAAGGGGACCUGAAGAUGAGAUUUCUCAACAAGCCCAUGUGAAGAAAGCUAGGGUUUCGGUUAGAGCAAGAUGUGAUGCCCCAACGAUGAAUGAUGGAUGUCAAUGGAGAAAAUAUGGACAGAAGAUUGCCAAGGGCAAUCCAUGUCCUCGAGCUUAUUAUCGAUGCACAGUUGCACCAGCUUGCCCAGUAAGAAAACAGGUCCAAAGGUACGCGGAAGACAUGUCCAUCCUCAUCACCACCUACGAAGGAACACACAACCACCCUCUCCCCAUCUCUGCCACCGCCAUGGCCUCCACCACCUCUGCCGCCGCCUCCAUGCUCAACUCCGGCCCCUUGGCCACGCGCCCCUCCUCCUCAGCUGCCCUCCAAAGCCUAGCUUUCAACCUCACUGACCCUAGCUCAAGAGCUAACCCUAACAAACCCUUCUUCUUCCCAACCCCAACUAUCUCUUCCACCCCUUCUUACCCCACUAUCACUCUAGACCUAACUCAACCUCCCUCUAGGCACUUUUUCUCUCCUCCCUCUAACUUGCACCAAAAUCAAAGGUACCCCACAAAUUCUUUCUCUACCCUAAACUUCUCAUCAGAGCAAAGCAACAUAAUGACCCCAAAUCCAUGGCCAAAUAGCUCUUACUUCAAUAGUGCCUCACAAUCCCAAUUCUAUAACAAGGGCCACCAUAUGGUGCCAUCAACCUUCGUGAGGACGCCACAAGACCACUUCUACCCUUCACUUUUACAAAAACCCAGUUCGGUCCCCUCGACGUCAUCCUCCUUGCCUCUCACUGACUCGAUAGCGGCUGCGACCAAGGCGAUUACGUCCGAUCCAAACUUUAGGUCCGCCUUGGCAGCCGCUAUCACAUCAAUAGUGAGUGGUGGACAUGGGCCUCCUCAAGGUGGCGGCGACAUACUAUCGUUUUCGCAGAAGGCGGGGGUAGAGGGACCGAUACAAGCCAUACCGUACCAUGGGUCCGGAACCGUUGGUGCAUGCGGCUCGAGCUUUAUGAGCCAGCCCUCGGGCUCAGGCUCCGGCUCGGGCUCACAAGCGGGUGGGCUCACUUUUCUCUCGCAAUCGAUGCCUUUCGGUUCUUCGAAGAGUGCUUCAGCUUCACCAGUGGUCAAUAGAGAUCAUAUAAGUUGAUUGAGACUGUUUAUUAAGGGCAAUGUUUGUUUAGUUCAUGUGUAGUUGUGGUGGUGGUGGUUAUGUAAAGUGUAUAUGAGAGAGAGGGAGAGUCUUUAGGAAUGUGAGAUGACCUUUAUGUUCUUAAUUUAAGUAUUUAGAGGUAUGUUUCAUUUUUUUUUUGCAGAAAUGUAAUUAAGUUGAAUUGCAUAUUAUGGGAGCAGCCAUUUUAUGGA